CGUUCACCACACGCCUAUCCUAUCUUAUCUGAUAGCGAGCUGUGCUCUCGUCACCUUUUCUUUUUUCUUCCUUUCUUCUUCUUCCCUCAACUCCUCACUGCUUCGAGUCUCUGAGAGAACUUGAGCAACCUCCCCCCAAGAGAGCAUCGCCAUGGCUUCAACUGCUGUGCCCCAGCCUGCAGAGGCUCUUCUCCGGCGCAAUGUGACCGACUCAACUGAGUCCUCUGCUGCCGUGUCCCCCAUGGACUCCCCCAGACCGUCGGCUUCGUCCACGUCUCUGUCGUCCAUGUCCUCGGUCGACGUCAAUGCCAGUGCCGGCGUCAAGGCUACCGACUUUGGCCGCCUGGUCGAUACGUACGGCAACGAGUUCAAGGUGCCCGACUUCACUAUCAAGGAUAUCCGCGACGCCAUCCCCAAGCACUGCUUCAAGCGAUCCGCCCUCAAGGGAUACUCGUACAUCAUCCGCGACAUCAUCUGCCUGGCCACCACCUUCUAUGUCUUCCACAACUACGUGACCCCUGAGAACAUCCCCUCAACCCCCGCCCGCGCUGGUCUCUGGGCCGUCUACACCAUCCUGCAGGGUCUCUUCGGCACCGGCCUCUGGGUCAUUGCCCACGAGUGUGGCCACGGCGCCUUCUCCGACUCUCGCCUCAUCAACGACAUCACCGGCUGGUUCCUCCACUCGGCCCUGCUGGUGCCCUACUUUAGCUGGCAAAUCUCCCACCGCAAGCACCACGCUGCCACCGGCAACAUGGAGCGCGACAUGGUCUUCCUCCCCCGCACUCGCGAGCAGCACGCCAGCCGCAUUGGCAAGAUGGUGCACGAGCUGUCUGAGCUGACCGAGGAGACGCCCGUCUACACGCUCUUCAUGCUGGUCAUGCAGCAGCUUGUGGGAUGGCCCAACUACCUGCUCACCAACAUCACCGGCCACAACUUCCACGAGCGCCAGCGCGAGGGCCGUGGCAAGGGCAAGCACAACGGCAUUGGUGGCGGCGUCAACCACUUCGACCCGUCCAGCCCUCUGUACGAGGCCAAGGAUGCCAAGCUCAUCGUCAUGAGCGACAUUGGCCUGAUCAUUGCCUUCAGCACCCUCUACUACCUCGGCAACACCUUUGGCUGGUACAACUUGGCCAUCUGGUACUUUGUCCCGUACCUCUGGGUUAACCACUGGCUCGUUGCCAUCACCUUCCUGCAGCACACCGACCCCUCGCUCCCUCACUACACUGCCGAGGAGUGGAACUUUGUCCGUGGCGCUGCCGCCACCAUCGAUCGUGAGAUGGGCUUCAUCGGCCGUCACCUGCUGCACGGCAUCAUCGAGACCCACGUCCUGCACCACUACGUGGCCACGAUCCCCUUCUACAACGCCGACGAGGCCACCGAUGCCAUCCGCCCCGUCAUGGGCGAGCACUACCGCUCCGACACCAAGGACGGUGCCAUUGGCUUCAUCCGUGCCAUGUGGACAAGCGCUCGCAUGUGCCACUGGGUCGAGCACAGCGCCGAGGCCAAGGGCCCUGGAAAGGGCGUCUUGUUCUUCCGCAACCGCAACGGUCUGGGAACCAAGCCCAUGGUCAUGGCCAAGCCCGAGUAAGAUUUGGGCGGCAUGAAAGCAUAAAAGUGUUAGACUCUUGCGUUUGCGUUUGUGUGUGCGAGUGGUAUGUGGUAUACUGCAGCAGAAAAGGUAGACUUCUUUUUUUGUUUCUUAUGGCAGGCUUGAAAUGAUAUCUUUUUUUGCUAGCCCAGUGGAACCACGGGUCGCGGAGCUUGAUGUGUCGCACGAGCCAUCAUCUCUGAAGAGGAUCUUGAGACUUGGUCAAGUCAGUCAGAUAUAAAAAGAAGGAAAAAAAGAUCAUAUAGAGCUGGAUGUAUAUGAAAAGAUACCAAUAGAGACAUCCUACAGACC
Messenger RNA from Trichoderma virens Gv29-8, 1900 nucleotides. RefSeq lists its product as uncharacterized. The record is from RefSeq and is a predicted model, not a curated record. The transcript has 2 exons. Gene Ontology annotation, molecular function: oxidoreductase activity, acting on paired donors, with oxidation of a pair of donors resulting in the reduction of molecular oxygen to two molecules of water. Lineage: Eukaryota; Fungi; Ascomycota; Sordariomycetes; Hypocreales; Hypocreaceae. The coding region runs from base 152 to 1588 and encodes 478 amino acids. Gene Ontology annotation, biological process: lipid metabolic process.